AUGGAAAGGCUUGUCACUGUAAAGAGUGUGGCAAAAGUUUCAGUCAGAAAGCAGGCCUCUUCCAACAUCUCAAAAUCCACACCAGAGAAAAGCCAUAUUGGUGUACUGUAUGUGGCCGGUGUUUCCGUCAGAGAUCAGUUCUUACAAAGCAUCAAAGUCUCCACACUAGAGAGAGACCUUUUGAAUGUGUGGAUUGUGGUAAAGCCUUCUGCCCACAGUUCAGACCUCACUGAACAUCAGCGAUUCCACAGCAAAGAGAAACCUUACAAAUGUAAUGAGUGUGGGAAAACCUUCAGGCAAUGUUCACACCUUACUGAGCAUCAGCAAAUUCACAGUGAAGAAAAACCCUAUAAAUGUAAAGUGUGUGGAAAAGCCUUCACUCAGUAUGCAGGACUUAACCAGUACCAGAGAAUCUAUACUGGAGAGAAACCUUUUGAAUGUCCUGUAUGUGGACGAGCCUUUAGCUGGAGCUCAGAACUCAUAAUGCAUCACAGAACCCACUCGGGGGGAAAACCCUAUGAGUGUGCCGAGUGUGGAAAAGCCUUUAGCAUGAGCUCAACCCUGAUCAUACAUCAAAUAAGUCACACUGGAGAGAAAAAAUAUAAGUGUGACGAGUGUGGAAAGACCUUUACUCGGUCAACUGGCCUGCGGAACCAUAAAAGAAUCCACACUGGGGAUAAAACCUACCAGUGUUCUGAAUGUGGGAAGGCCUUCACAAGGGGAGAGCAUCUUAUCGAACACCAGGGGAUUCACAACAAGGUGAAGCCCUAUGAGUGAGAGUGUGGCAAAGCCAGUCAGAAGACAGGUCUGAGUCACCAUCUCAGAAUCCACACAGGAGAGAAACCUUUUGAGUGUUCCAAAUGUGGGCGGGCCUUCAGUUGGAAGUCAGAUCUCAAUAAACAUAAGAGAGUCCACUCUGAGGAAGAACCCUGUCAGUGCGAAGAGUGUGGGAAGGCCUACAGGCAGAGAGCAACGCUGUUCCAACAUCUGAGGGGCCACACUGUGCUAAGCCCCAGCAGCAGAAGGAGCGACCCGGCGUUCACACUCUCAUCCCGCAGCCCUCGCCGGCGGCCCCGCGCGCUGGCGGGCGGCGGGGAGGCCCCCGAGGGCCCCGGGACUCUGGGCUUCCGCGGGGCCCACAGACUCGGUCGCUCCCUGAGGCUGAGCGAAGGCGACCGGACCCAGAGGCCAGACCCGAAGUCCGCAGCGCCCACCCUGCCCGGCGCGACAGGCGUGCGAUCCUCUCCCGUCGUCCCCGGGAUGCUUGGGACGGAUGCACCUGCGCUUCUCCUGCGGUUCGCGACUCAGCGGGGCGGCGGCGGCAGCGCGGGACCCUCCGAAGAGCUGGGUUCGGGCCAAGGCGGGGGAAACCGGAGCGCAGUCCAGUUCCUAGGGUUCUUCACCUUCCUGCACCUCGAGCUCCGCUGA
This is a messenger RNA of Mirounga angustirostris (Northern elephant seal), 1428 nucleotides long. Its product is annotated as zinc finger protein OZF-like. The record is from RefSeq and is a predicted model, not a curated record. Lineage: Eukaryota; Metazoa; Chordata; Mammalia; Carnivora; Phocidae.